Tachysurus vachellii is the source of this 2302-nucleotide messenger RNA. RefSeq names its product phosphatidylinositol-4-phosphate 5-kinase-like 1 (gene pip5kl1). The transcript has 10 exons. The coding region runs from base 93 to 1427 and encodes 444 amino acids. Gene Ontology annotation, molecular function: phosphatidylinositol kinase activity. Gene Ontology annotation, biological process: phosphatidylinositol metabolic process. Lineage: Eukaryota; Metazoa; Chordata; Actinopteri; Siluriformes; Bagridae. The record is from RefSeq and is a predicted model, not a curated record.
CUCCCAGGGAGAAACACAGCUCUGAGAGAUGUGCCAGCUGAGGACAGAAAGAAUGUGCUGAAACCGCAGAUUGGGCAUGAACCAGUGUCUCCAUGAUGAGUCAAACUGAGCAGAUGGAGAUGGCAGGGCCGAGCAGCGGCAGCACACGGAUGAUGAAGAGGAAGGGCUGGGGAGGCCUGCGACAGCGCUGGAAGCUCCUGGGUGUGUUUGAAAUCGACCCGCAGCAUGAGUUCUACCUGCUCACCUGCAUGAUGAAGGAGGGACUGGCUACUGCUGUACAGAACACCAUCGACAACCCAAUAUCUAACGAACUCUCUGAAGAUGAUUACCGACUCGAGGUGACCCAAAUCCACAAGGACUUUAGGAUGAAGACGUUUGCAGGGCCGGUGUUUGCCAGCCUGCGGCGCUCUCUGGGGAUGACGGAGAAAGAGUAUCAGCGUUCUCUGUCCUCUGAAGGCUGCUACCUGCAAUUCAUCAGCAAUUCAAAGAGCAAAGCGGAUUUCUUCCUAACGAACGACAAACGGUUCUUCCUGAAGACGCAGAGCAGAAGGGAAAUUCGAUUCCUUCUCUCUCAUCUUAAGCAUUACAUGGAGCAUCUGGAGAAGUAUCCCCACUCUCUCCUGGUUAAGUUUUUAGGUGUUCAUAGCAUCAAGGUCGACCAUCGGAGGAAGUAUUUUAUAGUGAUGCAAAGUGUCUUCUAUCCUGAUGAAAGAAUAUGUUCCAGAUAUGAUAUCAAGGGCUGUGAAGUGAGCCGGUGGACGGACCCAGCACCCGAGGGGAGUCAGGUCAUUGUUGUUCUCAAGGAUCUCAAUUUUGAGGGAAAGUUUAUUACAUUAGACCAACAGCGACCCUGGCUGUUGCGUCAGGUGCAAAUCGACACGUCUUUCCUCCAGACCCUGAAUGUACUGGACUACAGCCUCUUGCUGGCUCAUCAGCCGCUGCAUCAGGACGAACGCCAUCCCAGCCUGUCCUUCGCCACCCUCAUCAUGCGUACCAAGAAGUCAGUGAACACGUGCUCCGGUGCUGCCGUCCCUGGAGCGGUGCCUGAGGACGACUCAACCAUACAAGCCACAGAGCUGGAUUCAGAGCCGUCUCUGCGUGGCAGAUUCACGGAGACAUCUCAGGCUAAAUUUGGAGAACAGAACAAGGGUGCUUCAAAGGCUGGAUCAGAAUCGGCUGAACUGAUAGAGUUUCAGACACAGAACCGGCGACUGCUGCCUAACUUCAAAAAUCCGAUUCACGUAAUAGACGGGCCAGAGCAGCGAUAUUUCAUUGGCAUCAUUGACAUCUUUACUGUUUAUGGCUUCAAGAAGAGGCUUGAACACCUGUGGAAGAGGCUGAGACAUCCUAGACAAAGUUUCUCCACCGUCAGCCCUCCUGCUUACUGUCUCAGACUGUGCCACUGGGUACAGGACCAUACCAAUUAGACUAUGAUUUUGGGGAGGGAGGGUAUGACUGGAAAAUGAAAAGAUUUGCUGAAAACAUGCCGUAGGUACACACAGACGUUCAUAUUAAAGCAAAAAAAAAAAAAAGAAUUUUGCUCAGUAAGAGUGUCUAUGUGUGUUGGCUAGCAUGUAGCCACAAUGCAAACAUAAGAGCUUAUUACUAAAGGGCUUUGGUUAAACAGAACAGGAUUACAGUACAGGCGCUACAAUCCCAUCACAAAGACACAACAAUGUCACUCUUAAAAGUUGACUAUAGUCUGAUUUGCACUUAAUAAGAUCGUAUAGAAAAGUAGAAAGCAUUUUUUUUGGUGCUAACAUUGUGGCUACAUCUGGAAAUCUGCUCGGUAAAAGUGGAAUUAGGAAACAUGGAAACAUUUUUUUUUUUUUGGUAAAAUAAACAAAGCUUCAAAGAGAUGACGAUGAUGCAUCCAACCGCAGCAUCAGUUUUCCAAAGCCGUGCAAAUGAGAAUACAUUAUAUUAUAGAUCUGAUGUAAAGUACAAUAAAAUAGUAAACAUUUCAUUUUGUUUUUUCUUUUAUUUAUUGAUAUUUUAUUCUAACAGCUGAAUAUGCAAAAUUUGAUAGAACUGGAUGAUCGUCCCGUUCAUUCAUUCAGUUCGCAUAUAAAGCUUGAAUUGAACAGACCAUGCGAUAUGACUGUGUACCAAAAUGAUGUUUGACUCACCUCACAAACAUAAGAUCACAGACUGUUAUGUAACACAGUUUGGAUAUUUUUGAACUCGUGUGCUGAAAUGUACUCAAAACUUUAAAAGAAGUAACCAUGAUAAUGCUAACACAGUGCUAGCACUGUUACUUCAGGUAUGUGUUGGAAUUGUGUUUGCAUGCAUUUGUGUGUCU